Molecule: messenger RNA, 897 nt
Organism: Oenanthe melanoleuca
Lineage: Eukaryota; Metazoa; Chordata; Aves; Passeriformes; Muscicapidae
Exons: 6
Coding region: 1-897 (298 amino acids)
Biological process (GO): positive regulation of B cell activation; phagocytosis, recognition; innate immune response
Cellular component (GO): immunoglobulin complex, circulating; external side of plasma membrane; blood microparticle
Molecular function (GO): immunoglobulin receptor binding; antigen binding
Source: RefSeq, a predicted model, not a curated record
AUGGCCUCGAGCUCCCUCCCGCUCCUCGCCCUCCUGGCCCUGCUGGCCCUGCCAGGGCUCCGGGCGGCCGUGACCCUGCUGGAGUCCGGGGGGGACCUCCAGCCCCCCGGGGGGUCCUUGACUCUGCUCUGCCGAGGCUCUGGGUUCAAUUUCGGGGAUUACAGCAUGUACUGGAUCCCCCAGAGCCCCGGGAAGGCGCUGGAAUACGUCGCAGGGAUCUACAGCAAUGGUGGCUACACCUACUACGCGCCGUCGGUGCAGGGCCGGUUCAGGAUCUCCAGGGACAACGGGCAGAGCUCGGUGACGCUGACCAUGAACAACCUCAAGGACGAGGAUUCCGGCGCCUAUUUCUGUGCCAGAUGUUUCACUACUAGUUGGGCUGAGAGUGCUGGUUAUGGUUCUGCCAUCGCUGCUGUGGAUCCCAGCGACCCAUUCCAGCGCCUUCCCGGGGCUCUGGCGCACCCAUCCCAUGGAUUCCAUCCCGCUCCUCGCCCUCCUGGCCCUGCUGGCCCUGCCAGGGCUCCGGGCGGCCGUGACCCUGCGGAGUCCGGGGGGGACCUCCAGCCCCCCGGGGGGUCCCUGACUCUGCUCUGCCACGGGUCUGGGUUCAAUUUUGGGAAUUUCACUAUGUUCUGGAUCCGCCAGAGCCCCGGGAAGGGGCUGGAAUGGCUCGCAGGGAUCCAGAGCAGUGGUGGUUUCACCGAGUACGCGCCGUCAGUCAAGGGCCGGUUCAGGAUCUCCAGGGACAACGGGCAGAGCUCGGUGACGCUGACCAUGAACAACCUCAAGGACGAGGAUUCCGGUGUCUAUUUCUGUGCCAAACAUGGUGAUAGUGGUGGUUGGGCUUCGGCUGCUGACAGUUUUAUCCUGAACCGGCCCUUGACUGACGGCGCGUAG